This is a messenger RNA of Phyllostomus discolor (pale spear-nosed bat), 8812 nucleotides long. RefSeq names its product SLIT-ROBO Rho GTPase activating protein 1 (gene SRGAP1). Lineage: Eukaryota; Metazoa; Chordata; Mammalia; Chiroptera; Phyllostomidae. Gene Ontology annotation, cellular component: cytoplasm. Gene Ontology annotation, molecular function: protein binding; GTPase activator activity. Bases 753 to 4010 code for a protein of 1085 amino acids. The transcript has 22 exons. Gene Ontology annotation, biological process: negative regulation of cell migration; signal transduction. The record is from RefSeq and is a predicted model, not a curated record.
CGGCGCGGGUUGGCCAAGGAGGCAGAGGCCCCUCGCGGAGCGGGCUCUGGAGACCUAAACUCCGGCGGGGCUGCGCCCAGGACGCGUUCUAGCGGCGCUGCAGCCGCCCUCCUGUGUUCAACUGAACUGGCUGUGGGACUGACUCCUUCUGUCCGCCCGGGCGGCAGCAACUACCUUUGCCGACGGAAGAGCGCCGGGCGCGGCUGCAGCAUCCCCAGCCCCGGCGGGACUACUGAGCGCCGAGCCGGCGUCUGGAGCUGGAAGGGAGGAAGGUCGCUGCGCCCGUGGUGAACGCGUUCCCCGGCGCCCGGCCUCCCGUGCUGGCCCAGUCCUUGCCCCGAGUGCACUGUGCGGGUUUCUAACAAUGGUGCGGAGCGCCGGCGCGAACCCCGCGUCCGCCCAGCGGUCGUAGAGGAAGUGGCCCGGCUCCGGGUGGGGUGAGCAGGGAGACGCCCCCCGCCACUCGCUUGCUGGAGUUUGCCUGCGCACCGGGCCUCUCCGGCUCCGAGCCGCGGGCUUCCCUGCUGAUCUCCGACGGCAGUUCUAUACGGGGAGUAUGGUGCCAGCGCCCGGGUUAAUCUAGUAGUCGGCUCGCUCCCUUUUUCCUCCUCUCCGCCCUCCUUUACCGCCUGUCGGUGCUGCCUCUGGGUUCCCGGCGUGUGGGAGUCUAACUCUCCGCCUUUGCAAGGAGAUUGCUUUGUGACCACCUAACCGAACCUGCCCAUUGAAAGCCAACCCAGAACAGCUGGAUAAUGUCCACUCCAAGCAGAUUCAAAAAGGACAAAGAGAUCAUAGCCGAAUAUGAAAGUCAAGUCAAAGAAAUUCGAGCUCAACUGGUAGAACAACAAAAAUGCCUGGAGCAGCAAACGGAGAUGCGAGUUCAGCUCCUGCAGGACCUGCAAGAUUUCUUCCGGAAGAAAGCCGAAAUUGAGACAGAAUACUCUCGGAACCUAGAGAAGUUAGCAGAAAGGUUCAUGGCAAAAACAAGAAGCACUAAGGAUCAUCAGCAGUACAAGAAAGACCAGAACUUGUUGUCUCCAGUGAACUGCUGGUAUUUGCUCCUGAACCAAGUGAGGCGAGAAAGCAAAGACCAUGCAACCUUGAGUGACAUCUAUCUGAACAAUGUGAUUAUGAGGUUCAUGCAGAUAAGCGAGGAUUCCACCAGGAUGUUUAAAAAGAGCAAAGAGAUUGCAUUCCAACUUCAUGAGGAUUUAAUGAAGGUUCUUAAUGAGCUGUACACGGUGAUGAAAACGUACCACAUGUAUCAUACAGAGAGCAUCAGUGCGGAGAGCAAGCUGAAAGAGGCCGAGAAACAGGAAGAAAAGCAAAUCGGGAGAUCCGGCGAUCCAGUCUUUCAUAUCAGACUAGAAGAGAGACAUCAGCGGCGAAGCUCUGUGAAGAAAAUCGAAAAAAUGAAAGAAAAGAGACAAGCAAAGUAUUCAGAAAAUAAGCUAAAGUCAAUUAAGGCGCGGAAUGAAUAUCUCCUAACCCUUGAAGCAACCAAUGCCUCAGUUUUCAAGUAUUAUAUUCACGAUCUUUCAGAUUUAAUUGAUUGCUGUGAUCUUGGCUACCAUGCAAGUCUGAACAGAGCCCUAAGAACAUAUCUCUCUGCGGAGUAUAACCUUGAAACCUCCAGGCAUGAAGGCUUAGACAUUAUUGAGAAUGCGGUUGACAAUUUGGAGCCCAGGAGUGAUAAGCAGAGAUUCAUGGAGAUGUACCCUGCUGCCUUCUGUCCACCAAUGAAGUUCGAGUUUCAGUCUCACCUAGGUGAUGAGGUGUGUCAAGUCAGCGCUCAGCAGCCGGUCCAGGCAGAGCUCAUGCUCAGGUACCAGCAGCUGCAGUCCCGACUGGCCACUCUCAAAAUCGAGAAUGAGGAGGUUAAGAAGACGACUGAAGCCACCUUGCAGACGAUACAAGACAUGGUCACCAUCGAAGACUAUGAUGUUUCUGAAUGUUUCCAGCACAGUCGCUCCACAGAAUCUGUGAAGUCCACUGUCUCGGAGACCUACCUGAGUAAGCCCAGCAUUGCCAAGAGAAGAGCAAACCAGCAGGAGACUGAGCAGUUCUACUUCAUGAAACUCAGAGAAUAUUUGGAAGGUAGUAAUCUCAUCACAAAACUUCAAGCCAAACAUGACUUGUUGCAGAAGACCCUUGGAGAAGGUCAUAGAGCAGAGUAUAUGACUACAAGGCCUCCAAAUGUUCCCCCUAAGCCCCAGAAACACAGGAAGUCCAGACCCCGCUCACAAUAUAAUGCUAAGUUGUUUAAUGGGGAUUUGGAAACAUUCGUCAAGGACUCAGGACAGAUUAUCCCCCUCAUUGUGGAAAGUUGUAUUCGGUUCAUCAAUCUCUAUGGUCUUCAGCACCAGGGGAUUUUCAGAGUGUCUGGUUCCCAGGUGGAAGUCAGCGACAUUAAAAACUCAUUUGAGAGAGGUGAAAAUCCUUUGGCUGAUGACCAGAGUAACCAUGAUAUUAACUCAGUUGCUGGUGUUUUGAAGCUCUAUUUCCGUGGGCUGGAAAACCCCCUCUUUCCUAAGGAAAGAUUUAAUGAUCUGAUUUCUUGUAUCAGAGUCGAUAAUCUCUAUGAGAGGGCGCUUCACAUCCGCAAGCUCCUUCUGACCUUGCCCAGGUCGGUCCUUAUAGUGAUGAGGUACCUCUUCGCCUUCCUCAAUCAUCUUUCACAAUACAGUGAUGAGAACAUGAUGGACCCUUAUAACCUGGCCAUUUGCUUUGGCCCAACAUUGAUGCCCGUCCCAGAAAUACAGGAUCAAGUGUCUUGCCAGGCUCAUGUGAAUGAAAUCGUCAAAACCAUCAUCAUCCACCAUGAGACUAUUUUCCCAGAUGCCAAAGAGCUGGACGGCCCUAUUUAUGAGAAAUGUAUGGCUGGAGAUGACUACUGCGACAGCCCGUACAGUGAGCACGGCACCCUGGAGGAAGUGGACCAGGACGCUGGCACGGAGCCCCACACCAGUGAAGAUGAAUGUGAGCCAAUAGAAGCCAUAGCCAAGUUCGACUACGUUGGGCGAUCCGCCAGAGAACUGUCCUUCAAGAAGGGCGCGUCCCUACUGCUGUAUCACCGUGCCUCUGAGGACUGGUGGGAAGGCAGGCACAACGGGAUCGACGGGCUUGUGCCUCACCAGUACAUAGUGGUGCAGGACAUGGAUGAUACGUUUUCAGACACUCUGAGCCAAAAAGCUGACAGUGAGGCUAGCAGUGGGCCAGUCACGGAAGACAAGUCUUCAUCCAAGGACAUGAACUCCCCGACAGACCGACAUCCUGACGGCUAUCCGGCCAGACAAAGAAAAAGAGGAGAACCGCCCCCUCCAGGAAGGCGUCCUGGUAGAACCAGUGAUGGUCAUUGUCCCCUCCACCCCCCACAUGCUCUUUCCAACUCCUCCAUUGACCUGGGGUCCCCAAACCUGGCCAGUCACCCCCGGGGCCUGCUGCAGAGCCGUGGCCUCAACAACGACAGUCCGGAGAGGAGGCGCCGGCCAGGCCACGGCAGCCUGACCAACAUCAGCCGGCACGACUCCCUCAAGAAGAUCGACAGCCCCCCUAUUAGAAGGUCCACAUCGUCAGGGCAGUACUCAGGCUUCAGUGACCACAAGCCACUGGACCCAGAGACCAUUGCUCAGGAUAUUGAAGAGACAAUGAACACUGCUUUGAAUGAACUCCGAGAACUGGAAAGGCAGAGUACGGCGAAGCACGCCCCGGACGUGGUUCUGGAUACCUUAGAACAAGUCAAAAACUCUCCCACCCCAGCCACCUCCACAGAAUCUCUCAGCCCUUUGCACAAUGUUGCCCUCAGGAGCUCAGAGCCUCAGAUUCGACGAAGCACUAGCUCCUCCAGUGACACCAUGAGCACUUUCAAACCUAUGGUGGCGCCCAGAAUGGGCGUGCAGCUGAAGCCUCCAGCCCUGAGGCCAAAACCUGCAGUUCUUCCAAAAACAAACCCGACCAUAGGACCUGCGCCUCCUUCCCAGGGUCCAACAGACAAGUCUUGCACAAUGUAAAGACCACUGAGCAAGGUCAGACAAGGAGGUGAUUAAAAAAAGAAAAUGGAUUAGUGACAGACGUCAAUGAUCCAUACCUUCCCUUAGUUUUGUGCUUAUAACUGGAGAUCUGGCUUUUCUAUGUUCUCAAAUGUAACAUCCGAGACUAGCUAAGGUAACACGGGCAUUUGUAUUUUGUAAUUUCUUUUUUUUAAAUGACUGGACAUACGUCAUUUUAAAGACAAUAGACACACUUAGACUUACUUGAAAAUUCAAUGCUGCACCAUGUGUGAUGAAGGCAACCCCGCUGCACCCCCCGCAUUGUACUGUGCAGUGCUUCAGGGGUCGGGUAGCCCGGGCGGGUCAGAAACGUCAGCCCAGAGGCACGAGGAUCUGAGCCCCAGACUAUGGAGUGUAACCGGCGCUGGUCUGUGGCACUUGGGGCAACGGCUAAAGGCCAUAAUGGCAGUGUGUGGUAGCUGACAGUGAGCGCCUCUGACUCCAUGCAGGGGGCGGGGCUCAGCUCAAGCUAAAGACUUGCAGUUGUCACAGUGGGACGGACAUGCCCAGUGGGCUCUUCAGCUCACAGCCGGAAUGAUCGGAUGAUUGCCUCUGUCCCAGUAAGUCAUUUCCCUGGGUCCAGGUUAAAGACUAGCAGAAAAAGGUAAAACCUCUAUAGUUACUGCUUGAACUAAACCUGGGAAAGGAGAGAGAGAGAGGGAGACAGUCCUCCAGAGCUGUCGAUAUGACUCCUUCUACGGGCCUGACCGGGCCCCAGAAGAUUUCCGACUCCAUCCCAUGCAUUCACGAAGGACUAGAACAGUCUAGUUUUAAAGAAUUUCUGGUUACACUACUCCACAAACUCCUUCUGAGAUCUAUGGUUAUAACUGCCUAGACAAUGUUUCCAGCUCCCUAAACCCCCGUGUUCUCCUCCGUGAGAAUGGAGACCGCAGAUGCACACAGGUCCUCCGUUCACUCCGCUUUCUCUUCUCCUGCCCGAAUGGUCUUGGCUCCUUUGAGCCUGCUGCAGAGUCCGGAUGAUCCUGCACCAAACGCCCACCUUUCCUCUCCUCUUGGCUCUUUGAGCCAACCUAGAACGGGCCAUGGUACCGGCGUGGGAGCCAUGCCGGCCCCAGCAGGAGGAUCACCUCAUGGUUCCAGGAUCGUUUCCUCCCAACUUUGUACCUUGGAGCCAUGACCACUUUUUUCUUCACUUUUCUUUUCACAUGUGGUCUCUGUGUAACUAACACAGUCACCCGGCCCCGUGAGGGCCCUCUUUCUCUGACACCAUGCAUAUAGGCAGUUUUUCUUUAGCCCAUAUUUAUGCUUUAUUUUUUCUAUCUUAAAAAGGUUGCUUUGAAUGUGGUUGUUUUCACUAAGGUACAAAUCACCACUCUCCCACCAGCAGUGGCUUCUAUCAUCUGUAAACCUGUGAGCAUUUAAUCUAGUCUGUCAUUGAACUUACUCAUGAAGAGACCUUUCUGUUUUUUAAGAUAAACGGAUGGCCAGAACUAACCUCUCUGGACCACCACUGAUUUCCUUCUAAAUUUGGUUUCAAACUUCCAGGCAGUUGCAUGGCCACCUAAGAAUUACACAGUGUGGACCUUAUCAGCCCACUCGUGAGUGCCGCGUGCAGGAAAGGAUAAGGAUCUGGACCGGAGUCAAGAUCAUGACUUUGAUAUCUACCUCAGUUUGCCAGGCUGAUCAUUCUGACGCAAACAGAGACUAAACUAAUGAGAUAGUUACCUUUCAAAGUCACACUGCUGGUUGCUUGCCUAAACCCUAAUUUCACUAAUGUAUCGGAUAGUGACUUUUUUCCCCUAUCCAGGAAUGGUAUUUUCCAGGAAUGGUAAGCUUUUAAACCUCUUAAUUUUCAGAACCAGCUUUUUUGCCCAUCUUGAAAAAGAGGCCCCGCUCAGCAUAUUGUCCAGCCCCUCGCCAUUCCCUUGGGCGUCAGUGGUCCCUCAGCACCUGGGGCACAAGGAGACCGCCAAGACGAAACUGCGAACAGCACUAACCCUUCUAAACACUCUUCCCAGAUUCCCUAGGAAAUUUAAACUUUCCUAAAUAAUCUCCCAGUUUUUUCUGGAUUCCACUUUGGUUUCUCUCUGUCGCUCUGUGGGGGAACAGGAGCAAAGAACAAAGGUGGAAGUAAUAGAGGAGGAAGGGAAACUUUAAAUCUUUUAGAAAUUAAAAAGGAUUUUUAGAAACCAUUUUCCAUCUUUGAUGAAGUGUAAUAUGUUAAUGAAGGGUAUCAAAAAGUGGGAGAGGAGGGUCUUUUAUAAGCUUUAACUAUAACUUUUCAGGUUUUACCCCAGGCUCAAUUCUUCAGACCUUCCCUUGGUAAUCCUCCCCAUGUCUUCUCCCUGUUUGCGCCUGUGAUGAAUGAGGGUCAUGAAUGAGGGUGGCCUUUCCACCACCACGGCAGGACUCGGCUGCCUGGGACGGCGGAGGACUCGCUCCUCUGAACCCUCGGAGCCUCAGAGGCUGUGCCUUCUGGGAAACAGCUCCUAAUAACUGCCCCAUCGCUUCAUCACUUUACCUGUCUCUAGCUUUUCCCUCUAAACCCCUGUUGUCAUCCUGAGGCUUUUUUCCCCCAAUUCCCAGGGAAGGAUGUGACUCAUGGUGAGUAAGGACUCAGUAGGGACUCACCUGCCCUUACUGUUUAGUAAAAGUCUUCAGAUUCCAGGCAUAAGACAAGGUGGCCACUUUACAAAAUACCCAAACUCACACCUGCUCAGCUCAUUAAAAGCUGCAUUAGCUUAGAGGAUUUACCUGGCACGUGGCCCGCCUUACCUCCACAGAUGUUGCACAAGCAGGGUUGGGGGAAGGCACAGGGAAUGGAGAGAUAAUGCCUGCAGUUCUGGGACCUUGGCAGCCCUCCUGUGCAGUUUGGAAACGGGGUCAUGUUGAUGAUGGGGAAAUGCUGGUUCUACAGAAAUGACCUGAUUCCACUCACAAAAGAAUAUGUAAUCACAGUUCAUGUCACUGGAUGUUCAUGUCCCCUCCAUUGAGCUCACUGAAGGAGUUUCACCAAGUUGGCCUUUAUCAAGUUUGGGUCAGGGUGUGGAUUAGUGUGGAGGAAAAGGUACUUGAUACACAUGAUGAGUGCUCUGAUGAGUGCUCUAAGUUAUUUCAACAUGUUGAAUGGCCCCUUGUAAAGCUAUUGUUCAACAGUUUUGCACGUUUUCAUGCAAUGUAAUCGGACUUAGGUGCCCCUUGAACUGUCCACAGAAUCAUUUGCAGCAGCGUCCCCCGUAACCCACUGCCAGGGUUGUGGCGAGGGGUCAGUGGACAUAGAGCACGAAAGGUCAGGGGAUAUCAGUUUGGUUUUCAGUCUUUGUACUUCUGCCAUUUCCAAAAAUGGGCUUAUAAUUUAAUGAAGGAGAAGAAGAAAGCGAGGAGAGUAGUAGUCUCCUUAGCAUUUAGGAAUGACACAGCCUCUGGGAUCUGCAAACUGAAGAAAGUUUAAUCUGAUCAUCACAGCCUCUAACAUCCAAAAUUAAGAGCCCGUAGGUCUGUGGAGGGGGUGAGAAGACUUUAUAUCGGGGUGGCACUCAUUCCCGCCGGAGUGGUGAGCCACCGUGAAUGCAGGAAGUGCACGUGGGACUGAGCCUUGCUCUGCGUUACCCGUCGCAGAGGCCCUGAGCCACAGACCAGCUUCGAAGUGAAGGCUCCACCCGUGUGUGAAGAAAGCUUCCUACCCCGUCGUCCCCUAAACUGAAAACCCAGCCAGCAGCGGGGGCCAGGCUCGGUGCAGGGCGACUCCCGCACAGCGUCACUCAGAUCGGUAAACUGGAAAUGGAGCUCUCACUCACCCUAGUACACUUUCUUAAAAAAUAGUCUAUGUGGUAUAAUCGAGAUGGUUACCUGUAUCUUUAAAUUAUGUAGGGAAUUUUGUAUGUUUAUAUAAUUGUUCUGGGUUCCACAAUGCCUAGCAUAGAAAAUGUUUAGUAAAAGAGAAUAUAUAAACUGUGCAUUUGUGAAUGCCCCCCUUAGAGCAUUCAUCCAAGUCCAGUGUGUGGUGUGAUGGGUACUAUAGACGUUUCAAGUAUAGUUAAGCGGUUGUGUGACAGGAGAGACUGCUACUUGCCUAGGGGCUCAAGGACAGCCCCUGCCCACCUAAUUCAACCAGUGUCAUCCUUUCCCGUCCUUUGAGCAGUUGCAGUACUGGUAGCUUCCUGCUUGUGACCGUUACCUAAUCGUGUCAAUGUACAUCUGUAGUAUGUACAUGUGAAAGUGCCUUUCUAUUUUAGUUUUAGCCUGGCUCUUCACUGUUGCCCCGCCCACCUCCGGCCUCUUCUGCCCCUCCCUAUCAACCCUCCCACCGCCCCCUAACCCCUCCCCCCGCAUAUUUGAAUAUUUGAGUGUUGAAACUUCCUCCGUUUUCUCCCAGCUUUUUCCAUCUCCACCUUCCUGUGCCUCUGGUGCUCAGUUUUGCCCCAUCUUGCAUCCUUGUCCGUCAUCACGCUCUGUUUUCCUGGGGCUGUGACCAGGCCUUCCCCACAGUAACUCUCCCCCGCGUCCUCCCCUCCGGCCCUCCCUCUCCGCCCACGUGCUGCUGCAUCCCUGGCCCUCGUGUUCUCCUUUGCGCUCUGGUCUGCCUCGCAUCGUUAUACUCCCUCGUCUCCGAGGUGAAAAUAAAGGGGGGUGCUUUUACAGUUCUAGGAGGAAAGAAAAGUUUUGUUACUCCGUUGUGACAGUGCACUUUUAUGUAUAGUACUGUACAUUUUGGCAUGUACCAUUCCAGGCUUCAGUAUACAGUCAGGUCUGUUCUUCACGGCGUAUCUUUAUAAUAAAUAAGGUAGUUCUGGCUGGCUUUG